CAUCUUUACUUUUUUCUUGAAGAAAAUGGCGACUAUUUUACAAAUUGAUUUGUAAUUCUAUUUGAUUCAGUGAAAAUUGGUAUUGUAUUGUAGCCAAAACUGCAUAAAAUAUAACUAGUGCUUGUUUUGUAUAGAUAAGACAACAAAAGAAGUGAAUAAAUAAGUGCUGAAAGUUACAUAUAAAGAGGGACUUUUAUAACACGUUUUUGUGAUUAAAGACUCGAGUAAAAUUAAGUAAAGGCGACUAAGCAUUUAAUUAACAAUGUGGAGUGGAUGGACUGGUGUCGCUGCAGCGGCUCCCAUGCCUCCCAUACCGGCACCUCAAUGUCCGCCACCUCAGCCACCACCACCGUCGGCCGCCCCACCCCCACCCUCAACUGCUCCACCAGCACCUUCAGAACCAGCAACUAGCAAUACAGCAACCCCGAUUAUAGGGCCAAUGCUUCCUGCUACGGCCCCAGUAACUGCUCCCGUCGCUCCACUAGCUUCAACUGGGCCAUAUGGCCAGUAUACCGAGGCGCAAUACGCCGCAUUGACUCCAGAGCAGCAAUAUGCUUUGCAACAACACUGGCAACAGUGGCAAGCUUAUCAGCAAGAAUAUGCUAAGUGGCAUGCACAGUAUGGUGAACAGUACAAGAGAGAAAUGGCUGCAGCAGCCCAAACAGGACAAACUAUGGGGUUAAAUAACUACUAUCAGCAGGCACAGCCACAGCCACAAAUGCAAGCUCAACAGCAGCCACAAAUGUUGGCACAAGCACCUCAGCAACAUUCACAACAAAAUCAGCAUCAACCACCACCACCGCCUCCCCCUGAUGGGCAACAAGCAAGUGCAAAAUUUCCGUUAACAACUCAACAAUACAACCAACCGCCACCGCCACAGCAGGUACAGCAACAUCCCCAACAAGUGCAGUCCCAUUCUCAACAAGGCCAGUCACAUCCACAACAAGCCCAGACACUACCGCAAACUCAAACUAUUGCUGGUAAUCAAGCUCCACCUACAAUGCAUCAACCACCCCCAGGUGGUCCGUUCGUCAAUAAUAUGAAUUAUUCCCAAUGGCAAAAUCCUUAUCCUCAAUCACAACCACAGCAACAAUACAAUUAUAAUCAACCUCCUCCAAGUUUUGCACAACAGCCGUCGAAUUACGGUCAAAACCCAAAUUUCCAGCAACCACCUCCAAUAAUGAACCAACAACAACCGCAUUCUCAACCACCACCAAAUUCAAAUGCAACACAAGCUAUGCAACAAAAACCUAUGCCUCCUUAUGGUAAUUCAAAUCAACAAAACAAUAGCGACAACAGCAAUAAGAAUCAAUCUUUUCCCGAUCGUAAUUUUGAACGUAACUCUUCUGAACCUAUCGAACCGAAUCCGAAUCAAUGGGGCCCUAAUCCAAAUCUGCAAAACAAUGAAUUUAAUAAAAACCAAGGCGGAAAUAAUCAAUGGAAUUCUAGACAAAAUAACUUUGAAAACAAUUUUGAUAACCCCAGGCCAGGAAAUCAAAGCGGACCUAACAGUUGGGACUCCCGAAGAGAUGAUCGGGGUAAACUUAAUGAUUAUAAUGACAUGUCGAAUGAUGGUAAUAUGGACGAUCCUUUCGAAAGCAACCGAAAUAGCAUGGACGGCUUUGAAACAAAUCCAAGAAAUUCAAACAAUCGAUGGGGUGGUGAAAAUUCGAAUGCAGGAGCUGGUUUCAACGAAAAUCGUACCGAAAACAUCCCUCAAGGUAGACCAGGACAGCAGGGUUUAUCAAAUCAGUGGGGUAAUAAUCGGAAUCAAGGUGGUAUGAAUAACGCCUGGAAUAAUAGGCAACAAGAUGUUCAAGACAGUUUCGAUAAUGGUCGCAGAAACGCGGGAAACUUUAACAACCAGAGAAAUCAGUCUGGCCCUAAUGAUCAGAUGGGAAGAAAUCGUUGGGGUAAUAAUGAUAACCAGUGGUCGAAUAAUAAUAGAAAUAACCGAGAUAAUUUUAAUCAAGGGCCUGGAGGAAGUGGUCGGAAUUUCGAUGGGAAUACGUUCAUGUCUGGUCCAAACAACUUCAAUCAACGAUAUGGCCAAAAUGAGCGAAACUUUGGGGGAAACUUCAAUCAAAGGCCAGGGGGUAAUGGUCGAGACUAUGGGCCCAAUGAAAAUCCUAACCAAAGAUUUGGUGGUAAUGAAAGGAACAUGGGCCCAAAUAAUACUUUUAACGAUGAUGGUCCUAAAGACGAUUUCGCUGAUAUUAAAGAUUCCAAUAUGAGACCUGGAAUAAGAGACCGCAAUUUCGGUAAUAGAAAUAACAGAUGGUCGGACGGCAAUGAUUCCAAUUUCGGCGCACACAAUGAUUUAAACCCAGAAGCGGAAGGUCCUGGUAAAAAUAUAAGUCAGCGUAAUCCCUUUAAUUCGAGAUCGCGCUCAAAUGACCGUAACUUUGGUCCUGCAGGCAGUGGAGAUAACUUUGGACCAAAUACUAAUUUUAAUCAAGGAAAUCGAGACAAUUUCGGACCAAACAAUUUCAACCAAGCAAAUCGAGACAACUUCGCACCAAACAAUAAUUUCAAUCAAGCAAAUCGCGGAAACGGUCGCAACUUUCCCAUUGACCCUUUAAAUCGAAAGCCGGGUCCUAAUGAUUUCGGUCCAAACAAUUUUAAUCGAAGGUCAGUUUCGAAUGAACGAAACCUUGGUGCAAGUAAUUUAAGUCAAAGAUCACUUUCUAAUGAACCAGAUUUCGGCCCAAAUAAUUUAAAUCAAAGGUCUAACUCAAAUGAGCGCGCAAGAGAAUCGGCUCCAAAUAUCAGCGUAGGAGGCCAAGGAGAAGGUGUUGCACCCCAAAGCGCAGAUAAAUUGCGAAAUGCGCCAAAUAAAAGUAACCGCGAACCGGAAAUACAAAAUCAGCGUCAAGGUCGCGUUGAAACCGACAGCGGGAACAAACAACAACGGCCCGAUUUGGAUGAAAAGAGUUUUGAUAUGCAGUUCCAACGUUGGGAAGAACAAUUCGAACAAUGGAAGCGUGCUAACGCUAAUCAUCCUGACAGGGAAAUGUACAGACGAUAUGAACAAGAAUUUGAGAAGCAACGCCAGCGAAUAAUGGAUCGUCGUGAACAAAUGCGACAAAGAAGAUUACAGCAGCAGGGCUUAGAAACUGAGCCAAUUGGAAAGGAGCCUUGCGUUAAGAACGAUAACUUAGACCCUGAAAAUUCUACUGAAAUGGAUAUAAGCAAAACUCCUGAACAUGAAGACUCUGAAGAUUUGCAUGGUGCACCCGUUGAAGAAGAUGACGGUACAAAUCAGCCUUUCGCGGGCGAAAACACUAACAUAACUGAAGAAAGCACCGUUAACAAAGACGAAGUAGUUCAAAAAGAAAAAGAGGAUAAGGAUGAAUUGGUAAAAGAACAAACAAAAGGUGAUUGUCCAAAAACAAGCAAGGAAAGCAUCUCAAAAUUUGAGAAAAAAGCGAAUAUUGUUGGUACCUCAGGCAAGCGAAAGAGUCGUUUUAGCGCUCCUACGGAAAGUGUAAAAAUAUCAAAAUUAGACGACCCGACUGUCACUGAAGUGAUAUCCCUUGUGGAUGAAGAUGACGUCAAGGCCGGUGACGUUUCUGGUCCCAUGUGUAAUAUUUUUGGCAAAAGUGAGGGUAUUCCAGGUCUAGAUUUGGUGGGAGGUAGUGGCGCAACCGACACAAUGUAUGAAGAUAAAUCAUACAUGAUUAAGGGUAAUGAAAGUGCUGAAAAGGAAUUGGUUGAAACUUUUGAACCAAAACAGCAAGAGCCACAAAAGCCUGUUGGCAAAAUACCAUCCCUGUUUGAUGUUGUUGUACAAAAACCAGCAGAUUUCGCCAUACAAACACCCAUCAGUGGUGGCAAUGCCGAAGACGAAAUCGAAGGCGAGUGUGAAGGUGAAAAUGAUAAUGAAGAUGAACGCUCUGAUAACAGGCUAGAGGCGGACAAACCGCAAGAAGAGCAACUAAUACAUCCGAAUAUUUCCAAUGCCAUUCCUAAUUUAAAUGAUGCACUUAGAGAUCCCGUAUUCAUGCAGAAAAUUUCGAUGGCCCUGGCUAAAGCUCAGGGCAGAGAGAGUGCUGAUCCAAGUUGUGCGCCACCACCACAGUUUCUUCAACAAUUACCUAUGUUACUUCAGCAAUUACAAAAACAAAAAUCUGAAAUGGAUAAGCCAGAUGGUGGAAAUGGACCUAACAGCGGGGGUAAUGAUCCUACUUUUGGAGGUAAUGAUCCAAACUUCGGAGGCAAUGGACCUAACUUCAGAGGUAAUGGGCCAAACUUUGGAGGUAAUGGGCCCAACUUUGGAGGGAAUAACCGUAACAUGGGAGGAAAUGGUCCCAACUUUGGAGGAAAUGGUCCUAACUUUGGAGGAAAUGGUCCUAACUUUGGAGGAAACGGUCCCAACUUCAGGGGAAACGGUCCCCCUUUCGGAGGAAAUGGCCCCAAUUUUGGAGGAAAUCGUCAAAAUUACGGAGGCAAUGGUCCCAAUAAUGGACCAAACCGGCCGAAUUUCGGAGGAAACGCACCAAACUUCCGUGGCAAUGGUCCGAAUUUUGGUGGCAACGGGCCUAAUUUUGGCCCGAAUGGACCCAAUUUCAAUAGGUUUGGGCCAAAUGGUCCUAAUUUCGGAGGAGGGAACGGCCCGAAUUUCCGCGGAGAUGGUCCGAACUUUAGAGGUGGCAAUGGUCCGAAUUUCGGUGGUGGUGGUGGUAAUGGGGCAAAUUUUAGCAGAAUGGGUCCCAACGACGAUCGACGUAAUUUUGGCGGUAAUAAUAACAUGGGCGAUCGCGGAGGGCAGAAUUCAUUCCGAAGUGGUCCCGAGGAUAAUGAAAGACAAGGAGGCCCAGAUGGUGGAAACGAUGCUACAGGAACGGACAAUUCGAAUUCUUCAUGGGUUGAUGGUGGUGGUAAUAAGAAGCCUAAUUUUAAUAAAAGACAGAGGAAUCCCAAGUCUGGAAACCGCAAUUAGAGCACAUAAUCUACUACAUACCAUACCAGUUGAUGAUAGUUGUUUGCAUUAGACUUAAGUUGUCGCUAAAACAGUUGAGAUUUUUAAACUUAAAUCGACGAGUAAAAAUUAUAACAAAACAACAAAACAUAUUUACACUUACGAGUUACAGGUGUUUUCGAACUCUUAAUUGCUAGUUAAACAACUUUUGAUUUUUUACUAUAUGUAAUGUGUGUCGGUCGCUGUUGUCAAAAUACAAUGAAUUAGCUGCAAUAGUUACCGACUUUGUUCUAUGUGCCGGUGCAGGUCUGUUACUGUUUAAAAACAGUCCAACAUGUGACAUGUGACCACCGAGUAAUAUAGAGAAGUUGCUGAUGCCGCAAUUCUUAUGUAUGAUGCAACAGUUGACCAGCUCGCCGAUAACUAUUGGAUUUAUAGACAUAAUCUUCAUACAUACUACUACUAUAUGCUUACAACAACAUACCCUAUUAAAAGGUAUAGAAUAAAAGUUUGAAUUUCAUCAACACAA
Rhagoletis zephyria (snowberry fruit fly) is the source of this 5450-nucleotide messenger RNA. RefSeq lists its product as uncharacterized. NCBI's taxonomy places the organism in Eukaryota, Metazoa, Arthropoda, Insecta, Diptera, Tephritidae. The record is from RefSeq and is a predicted model, not a curated record.